Polistes dominula (European paper wasp) is the source of this 1284-nucleotide messenger RNA. RefSeq lists its product as uncharacterized. Lineage: Eukaryota; Metazoa; Arthropoda; Insecta; Hymenoptera; Vespidae. The record is from RefSeq and is a predicted model, not a curated record.
AAAAAAGAAGUAGAGAAGAAAAAAGCAACAAAAACAUAAAGAAAAAAAAAACAAAUAGAAAAAAAUGAGGUGUACAACAACGGUGACUCUGGUGGCUAUGAUCAGCGUUUUCGCAUUGGUCAACUCUUAUCCUGUGGCACAAGAAAAAGGUUUUCGAUCAGAGGCUCUCGAUCGCUUGUUAAUGAUCGAAGCGGACAAGGAAGCUGCACUGAGGAAUAAAAGGACGAUCGGUAUUCUUCGACAACUAUUUCCAGAUAUUACCCAGGACGUGAAUCCUGAGGCGGAGAAUCGGGUAAACGAGGUUGGGUCUGAGUCACAGAACAACGAGGUACGAGUGCAAUUUGCCGACGAACAAUCGGCGAACGAGGCAGUGCCAAAUUUAACACCUUUGGAAGACGUCGAAAGCAGUGACGAUGAGAACAGAAAUAAAAGGUUCUUGAACUUUGGAUUUGGGGGGAGCUCAGGUGGCAGCGGAGCAGGCUCUGGCAACUUCCUUUUUGAUAUAAUCAGGCAAGCAGCCGACGGGGCGGCAAGAGCGGCGGGCACGGUUUACCGCGUGGUCGCCGGCACUCAGAGCUUAGGGCUCGGUCUAAGUGCUUCGCGAGACGUCGCUGCCGCCGCCCCAGCUGCUGCUUCUGCAUCUUCAUCACCAUCACCAUCAUCAUCUUCUUCUUCUUCUUCUUCUUCUUCUUCUUCCUCGACCCCUGGUGCAUCUUCCUCGAUGGCCGAUGCAUCCUCAACAGCCGCCCCUCAGUCAGCAGCACAGUCAGCCACUCAACCACCAUCGAUGGUAGCAGGAAGUGGAAGUCAAAGCAAUGCGUCAGGUGAUGCUUCUGCUGGAAGGGGGGAUGGUACGCAGGAAGCUAUACCUGGACCAAUCACAAGGCUCUUUGUUAUUGCCAAUAGAGGAAUUUCAAAUCUUCUUCAAGAUCUUAUACUCCGCUUGGCUGCCACGAGCGAACGUAUCGUCAACUUCAAGGCACGAUUGAUCACCUCGAUUAUCUAGGAUCGUGCAAGAAGUAGGAUACAGAUCUAUAAGAAACAAUCGUGAAAGUCUUCGUGAUAAAAUUACGUAGCACUAGUCGCGAUACAAGAAAGCCAACCCUGCCGGAGGACCACGGGGUACGACGUUGACAACAUUAUCGACAUAUAUAUUUUCUCUCUCUCUCUCUCUCUCUCUCGUUCUUUCUUAUACUGAAUUUUUAUUUUUUUAUUUACGAUUUCCUUACAUUUUCUAUACGUCGAAUGUUGUCCCCUUGUCCCUGAGAUCCAAAAAAAAAAAAA